AGAGGGAGGGAGACAGGCAGGAGGGCAGCGCAGCCCGCGCCGGCAGCGCCAUGGCCACCAAGGCUCGUGUUAUGUAUGAUUUUGCUGCUGAGCCUGGAAACAAUGAGCUGACAGUCAGUGAAGGGGAGAUCAUCACAAUCACCAACCCGGAUGUUGGUGGAGGCUGGUUAGAAGGAAAAAACAGCCAAGGCGAGAGAGGACUUGUUCCAACAGAUUAUGUUGAGAUUAUAACUGAAGGUGCAAAAGAUGGCAUUAGCUGCGGUAACUCAUUAGCUGACCAAGCCUUUUUUGAUUCCCUUUCUUCAAAUACAGCUCAGACCAACUCUGCUGCCAAAAGCAGUAAUCAGGCAAGCAUCGCUAAUGAUCCUUGGUCCAGCUGGAACGUUGGGAAGUCUGGGAACUGGGAUAAUGGAAAUGCUGUUGACAGCUGGGCAACGAAACCUGAAAGUGCAGCUGGACAGAGAAACAGUGCUUCAAAUAACUGGGAGGCAGCAGCAGCGUUUGGACAUCCACAGGCAUAUCAAGGACCAGCAGCUGCUGAUGACGAUGAUUGGGAUGAUGACUGGGAUGACCCAAAAUCAGCUUCACCAUCUUACCUUGGUUACAAGGAGACUGAGGCAUCAGAGGCUGGGGGGAUCCAGCGUGGAAAUUCUCGGGCAGCUGCUAUGAAGUUACCACUUAACAAAUUUCCUGGAUUUGCAAAACCUGGAAUGGAACAAUAUCUGUUGGCAAAGCAGCUAGCAAAACCCAAAGAAAAAAUUCCCAUAAUUAUUGGUGAUUAUGGCCCAAUGUGGGUAUAUCCUACCUCUACAUUUGACUGUGUGGUUGCAGAUCCCAAAAAAGGUUCUAAAAUGUAUGGUCUCAAGAGCUACAUUGAAUAUCAGCUGACCUGCACUAACACUAAUCGGUCUGUCAACCACAGAUACAAGCACUUUGACUGGUUGUAUGAGCGGCUCCUGGUUAAAUUUGGAUUAGCCAUUCCAAUCCCUUCUCUUCCAGACAAGCAAGUAACAGGGCGCUUUGAAGAAGAAUUUAUCAAAAUGCGCAUGGAGAGGCUGCAAGCUUGGAUGACGAGAAUGUGUCGCCAUCCUGUUGUCUCAGAAAGUGAAGUUUUCCAGCAAUUUCUCAAUUUCCGAGAUGAGAAGGAGUGGAAAACUGGAAAGCGGAAGGCAGAAAAAGAUGAAACUGUAGGAGUCAUGAUCUUUUCUACAAUGGAACCAGAAGCUCCUGACUUGGACAUGGUAGAAAUAGAACAGAAAUGUGAUGCAGUGGGUAGGUUCACCAAAGCAAUGGAUGAUGGAGUUAAAGAGCUGCUGACAGUGGGACAUGAGCACUGGAAGAGGUGUACAGGGCCACUACCCAAGGAAUACCAGAAGAUAGGAAAAGCAUUGCAGAGCCUGGCACUGGUCUUCAGCACUAGUGGAUACCAAGGUACUUCUAUAGCUUCAUUUGUACUUUGCUUAAAAAGAGGCAUUUUAAUUACAUCAUACUAAUUUUUUUUUCCUCAAAGAUCUUAAUGCUUUCCUCUUUGAGAUUUAAAUGUCGAACACGGUUCUGGAAAAAAUACUGAAACCUUUCUCCUGUGUAUGUUAUGGGGUUUUCAUGUUCUAGUCUGCAAUCUUGUCUUCUCUCGCUGUAUAAUCUUGUGGUGCAUUAGUGGUGGUGGAAGAGUUUAGUUUGAUCUCUUAAUAUAUAAUCUGGUCACUGACCUGACUGACCAAACAUGCUGUAGCAUUUUUGAUAUCAAAGAAAAAGGAGAAAAAAUGCAGCCUUGAAAAUAGCUGUCACAGGACUAUUGUGUGACUCCAUGAUACAACAACUCCACAUGAUGAUGGAAAACUUACUACAUUGUUUUGUAAUCCAUUAUGUGGGCUGGAAGGUUGGCCUUCACCUUUGCUUCUCCUUCAAGAGCCCUAAAAAAGACCCUGUCAUGUUAGGUAUGAAAGUUGUGGGAGGGAAAAGGAGGGCAUCAAUUGCUCCAAGUUCUCCUAAAAAAUAUAGUCUUUAGACCAAAUUUUAAAUUCUGCUUUGAUAUGCUAAGCUCUAUUGAUGUUUUCCUGACAACUGGUAAAUAUUUCCUCAUAUACAGAGGGUGCCUUUUGAGUCAGUUUUCCCUGGGAUUCUCCUUUCAAAGGUGUUUGAGGUUUUGCUUUUUGGUUUCUAGACUUGAUAGCAAAAUUACUGUGUUCUGAAACCUUAAAUGUUAUAGCAUAGAAGCUUCCUGAAAUGUUUCCAUCUGAGAAAUUUCAGUUGGCCAGUACUUACUCUGACUACUCAUCUAUCUUUUGCUUUAUAAUCUUAAAACAUUUAGCCCCGUAAACGAUGUACUAAAAUGCAACCUUCUGAAACAUAGAUUCUCUGCUGCUGGAAGUAUUGGAAAUAGGCCCCAUAGUUUU
Messenger RNA from Sturnus vulgaris (Common starling), 2396 nucleotides. The record is from RefSeq and is a predicted model, not a curated record. Lineage: Eukaryota; Metazoa; Chordata; Aves; Passeriformes; Sturnidae.